This is a messenger RNA of Cryptomeria japonica (Japanese cedar), 1200 nucleotides long. Its product is annotated as cell number regulator 10. The record is from RefSeq and is a predicted model, not a curated record. Lineage: Eukaryota; Viridiplantae; Streptophyta; Pinopsida; Cupressales; Cupressaceae. The transcript has a single exon. The coding region runs from base 145 to 795 and encodes 216 amino acids.
UAGAUUGAUUAGCCAAGAAGUCUUCAAAAUCGUCGUUUUCAUCCUGUUUCCUUUCGAGGAGUUUUGGGGUUCCGAUUCGAAGUUUUUUGCUACAGAAAUAAUUGAUUCUGAGUUGGAUUCUGGAUACUCUAUUGUGUCAUCUGAAUGGCUUCUAAAUCUUCCGACUUUGAACCUUCUGCACCCCCAUUUCCUCCAGGUUCUCGGGGAUUACAAGACCAGAAUGAAAAUGAGCCUUUAAUUCAAGGGCAAGGGCACACCUAUGCUCCAUCCCCUUCCUCCUAUCAUCCAGUCGCCUACGGACAGCCACCUCCACCUCCACCUCCACCUCCACCUCCACCUAUGUUUUAUCAGCAGUACAUGGCGCCAUCUCCUCCUGUCUAUGGAACCCCUAUGUGGCAGCAAGAAACCAGACCUGAAUGGAGUACAGACCUCUGUAAUUGUAUGGCAGACAUACCCAUCUGCCUGCUUGGCUGUCUUUGCCCCUGUUUACUUUUCGGGAAAGUUGCAGAAAAACUGGACGAUGGUCUCACUUCCUGCCUUGCUCCUGCUCUUGUUUGGUACAUCGUCCAGCAAUUUACCUCUUUAGGGUGUAUUUACUCAUGUGGGUAUAGGAAGAAGCUUCGUGCAAGAUACAAUCUUCCAGAGAGGCCCUUGCCUGAUUGUCUGGUACAUUGGUUGUGCUGGCCUUGUGCAUUCUGUCAGGAGUAUAGAGAAUUGCAUAUUCGGAGACGAGCAGAAGAAGCGCGGCGUGCCACAUCUGUGAUGCCUCCUCCGCAACAAUUCAUGAACUUCUGAGGAAACGGCAUAUAUGACGCAGCAGUAUUAUAUUAGGUACUAUUCAAUUACUUUUCUAAUAAUAAUCUGUGGAAGAUUUUAAUAAAAAAAUUAUGAUGUUUUCAGUUCCAUUGGAUUGAAAAGAAUUUCCAGAAAAAAACUGUGUAUAUUUUGUUUUUAUAAACCACAGACCGGGGCUCAUUAUCUAUAGAUUUCAGGUGGGGAUAUGUGGUCCUAACACAGCUUUUAUGGUACUAAUCGAUUAAGUUAGUUUGAGUACACCUAAUUCUUAACAUUGCAUUAGGUGUAUUGCAUAUAAUUGUAUACUAUUGAUUUGAUCGAUAUAGGAAGGAUAUGUUCUACGUUACCUGUCUAUGUAAGGAUGUUAACACUUUGUUAAUAUAUGUUGAGUGAGGAUUGUUCUUU